Molecule: messenger RNA, 1682 nt
Organism: Nematolebias whitei (Rio pearlfish)
Lineage: Eukaryota; Metazoa; Chordata; Actinopteri; Cyprinodontiformes; Rivulidae
Gene: cnih4
Product: cornichon family AMPA receptor auxiliary protein 4
Exons: 5
Coding region: 156-575 (139 amino acids)
Biological process (GO): endoplasmic reticulum to Golgi vesicle-mediated transport
Cellular component (GO): endoplasmic reticulum membrane; COPII-coated ER to Golgi transport vesicle
Source: RefSeq, a predicted model, not a curated record
UUGAAAAACUAAAACAGUAGAUGGCGGUAAUGCUUCAAAAGCUUGAAUGCCAACCGCCAAAGAAAAACUAAGAAGAAGAAGAAGAAGAAGAAGAAGAAGAAGAAGAAGAAAGGAAGUACCCGAAGAAGAAGAAGAAAAAAAAGGCGGAGGAUAAAAUGGAAGCAGCAGUAUUUAUUCUUUCGCUUGUGGACUGCUGUGCGCUGAUUUUCCUUUCGGUUUACUUUAUUAUCACCUUGUCAGACCUGGAAUGUGACUACAUCAAUGCUCGAGCAUGCUGCUCCAAACUGAACAAAUGGGUGAUCCCAGAGAUGGUUGGUCAGUGUCUGUCUACCAUGAUGAUGUUGGUGUCCAUGCACUGGUUUAUAUUCUUACUCAACCUGCCUGUAGCCGCCUGGAACAUUUACAGGUAUGUAAAGGUUCCCAUGGGAAACAUGGGCGUGUUUGACCCGACUGAGAUUCACAACCGAGGUCUUCUGAAGUCCCACAUGAAAGAGGCCAUGAUUAAACUAGGCUACCACCUGCUCUGCUUCUUCAUCUACCUGUACAGCAUGAUCCUGGCUCUGAUCAACGAUUGAAGUCCUUAGCCACUGAGUCCAGCUUCCAGAUCCCCACACCUUACAUCUGUACUGGAUCUCAGAAAUCUCUCAGAGCAGACCGCUUCUUCUAUCACUGAUCCAGACUUUCAAAUAUGAAUAUGGUUAAUAUUUAACCUCCCUACACUCCAUAUCAUCAGGACUUCCAGUCUCACUCCAAGAAUAGUCUUUAAUUUGGACAACAAACCCUCUUUAUGUCCCAAAAACCAGCUGCUGCAGAUUCUAGACUUUUUAUAGUGGGGAAAAAUCUUUGUCACCAGUUCAAAACUCACAGAAACUAAAGACCAGUUCCAGUUUUAAAUGACCUGUAGGUUUAUUUAUCUGAAUGUUUGGUGUCACUGCCAGGUGCCAGUGUGAAUAGAAAGUGUCAACUCAAAAAGAAGGUCUUGAUGGUUGUGUUGAUCAAAUUCCCCCCAGUUCAGAUUAUGUUCAACUCACAAGCACUAAAAAACAAGAAUUGACAAAUAAAUGGAUAAAUAGAUGAAAAGUGAAGGAAUCUUGGGACGUGCUUGAGCCUGAGCAGGGGUGGUGUCAACAGGUUUAUUAGAUCGGAUCAGUCUGACCCAGUCUUGACCGAUGAGAUGACCGUUGAUUAUUUUUCUGUGAAUCAGCAGCAGGUGUUUUUCAUUAUUGGAUCUGACGUUCUCCAGAUGUUUCUGUCAACCACUGAUCCAUCUCGUCCAGCACCCCCUGCUCUGAGAGCUUUUAGAAACCAGAACUCGUCCAUCAUCAAAGCUUCUCGCAGACCUAAGAUCAGAGUUCAGGUGGGUGCUGUUUGAUGGUCAGAUCUGCUGGGUUCAGCAGAGUCAGACUGGAGAACACAUCCAGACCUGAUCCUGGACCAGGCUUGCAUGCUGGAGGUUUUACUGAACUGUUGACAACAUUUUUAGUCUUUUCAUUUCGAACAAUCAUUUGAGGCUUUUUAGUUUCUUCGUCCUGUCACAUUGUAUUGUUGAUGCUCCAAGUUUUUUUAAUAAAUAUAUAAGCCAUCCUGAGUCCUGGUUCCCAACUGGACUGGUUCUGAAACCUGGUUCUGAUCAUCUGUAAAUGAAACACUUUGAUCAAGUGUUAGGUUUCUUUUAUCUGAGG